AUCAACAGAGGGUAACAUCUUUUUGCAUGUUCACUCCGUUUUCUUUACGCUGUUGCUGGGGGGGGGGGCUUAUUGAAGAGACAGCACAAUGAGGCUGACCACUCUCCUGUCGAUGGCAGUCAGGGUUGUUGUGCCCAAAGACUACCGGUACGGCACAAACAGACCAUGGACAGCGGCUGCUAAAAGGCAAAACCCUCCGGGGAAGAGGAGGAGAAAGGUGUUCGUGGAGCCGUUAGCACCGGAGGACUGGUCUGUGCUCAGAGGGGACAUGGUGGAGAUUCUCGCAGGGAAGGACAAAGGGAAGCAGGGAAAAGUAAUCCAAGUCUUCAGACACAGAAACUGGGUUAUGCUGGAGGGACUGAACACACAUCACAGGUAUGUCGGACGAACUCAUGAUUAUCGUGGGACCUACAUUUCCAGCGAAGCUCCUUUGCUGCUGCGUGAUGUCUCCCUCGUUGACCCCUCAGACAGGAAGCCCACUGAAGUGGAGUGGAGAUUCACAGAGGAGGGUGAGAGGGUUCGAGUGUCUGUCAGGACGGGUCGAAUCAUCCCUAAACCUGUUCUGGAGCGACGAGAUGGCAUUGUACCACAGCAGUGGAAAGAUGGUCCCAAAGACACCAGUCCUGAAGACACUCUAGAAAAAACAUAUGUACCAUCUCUGAAAACCCUGGAGGAAGAGGUCAUGGAGAAGCUGGGUAUUCAGGACAACAGGCGGCACCGAAGGUCCUACUGGUACUGACCAGAGAAUUCAGAGACACUACCGUCCCCCAUCAUGUUACCCAGAUUUUGCAGCAAUUCUGAAGUUAGUCAUGCUGAGUCAUACUGAAGGACAUAACAAAAAGACACUGUCAGGAUGGCAUGAGUAAGGCUCUUGGAUGGUAAAAUACUGGUGCAACAUACAAAAUGAUACAGAAAUGCUUGGAGGUAUAACAGAUGUGCAAACAUACAUGCAACUUAAAUGUUUCCUGAAUCAUUCUCUCACAGUGGUAUCAUAGUUUGUUUCUUUAUAACAUAAUGAAUAAAUGUCACAUAAACCAAUUCA
Seriola dumerili (greater amberjack) is the source of this 1042-nucleotide messenger RNA. RefSeq names its product mitochondrial ribosomal protein L24 (gene mrpl24). Gene Ontology annotation, biological process: translation. The coding region runs from base 89 to 739 and encodes 216 amino acids. Lineage: Eukaryota; Metazoa; Chordata; Actinopteri; Carangiformes; Carangidae. The transcript has 6 exons. Gene Ontology annotation, cellular component: ribosome; mitochondrion. Gene Ontology annotation, molecular function: RNA binding; structural constituent of ribosome. The record is from RefSeq and is a predicted model, not a curated record.